This is a messenger RNA of Cyphellophora europaea CBS 101466, 1140 nucleotides long. RefSeq lists its product as uncharacterized. The transcript has a single exon. Bases 1 to 1140 code for a protein of 379 amino acids. Lineage: Eukaryota; Fungi; Ascomycota; Eurotiomycetes; Chaetothyriales; Cyphellophoraceae. The record is from RefSeq and is a predicted model, not a curated record.
AUGGUUGCCACUCGCUCCGUUCCCUCCUCAUUGUCUGAUUUCGUACGUAGUACAGCUCGCCGCGCACCGGUCACCACGAGAGAUGCAUCCUUCUUAAUCCUCAGCUGCGUCUUCUUCUAUCUCCUAUGGGUGGUGAUGUACCACAAUGGCAGCGCCGAUGCCAUGAAUGCUGUGGUCGAAGCUGGCAAGUUUCCGGACGGCACACCUCUCAAGACCCAUUAUACUGGCAUUGCGCCAGUCGACAAGAUCCUCAGUAUCCUGGUUGCCUUCACCUAUCCAGUGACCAUUGGAAACGACCAAGCCGCUUGGCUUCUGAUGGUGGACGUCGUCAGUACCCUGCAGACCGGCCUGGCAUGGGCUUUCAUCGAUUCUGUACGGUUUGGCAACAAAUCUGCCUGGCUUUCAUAUCCAGCACUAAUUUACCUCGCGGUAAAUGGCUUCGGAGCAGCGGCGAUAUUGCCUCUCUACUUCUUCACCCAUCUUCGCAACCCAAUUGCACCCGGCGAGCACUAUCUCCAAUUGUGGAAUGCAAAGCCUUUGGCCUACUCGAUCGUGUUGGGGGUGUUGUUGCCUGGCCUAGCUGAGCUCGGGGGAAUGAGACUCUCGGGAACUCAAUGGCGACACCAAGCUAUCAUUGCAUUCUUCCAAGCAUCACCAUUGCUGGCUGCGGCACUGCAGUGGACUAUGUCUGGCCUUUACCCGAUCCGCAACAUCGAUGUUCGAACGCGCAAGAUCGCUUAUAUGCCCAGCUUACGGCAGGCUUUGGUCGUGGCGGGAGGUUUCUCAGCCAUCGCCCACAUGCUGGUCCUUGGAUUCCUGCUUACAGGCCGAGAGAGCUUCUCUGCUGUUUACGUCCCGGACAAUACGCGACCAGUGGCAGCAACUGGACUGGCCAAGUUGCUGGAAGGGUCACGGCUGUUUUUACAGUACGACUUUCUCGGCAUCAGCUUGAGCGUGGCAUUGUGGUGCUACUACCUCGUCAAGGAAACCGGGGAGGAAGUUUCCACCAAGACCCUUACAUUCAUUCUCGGUGGUAUAUUAACCGCUGGACCCGGCGCGGUUGGCUCUGCCACAUUGUACUGGAGGGAGAACAGAUUGUAUGAGAAGCAAAAGAACAGCAUGGUCCGAGUUAAUGCAUGA